Doryrhamphus excisus (bluestripe pipefish) is the source of this 2165-nucleotide messenger RNA. RefSeq lists its product as uncharacterized. Lineage: Eukaryota; Metazoa; Chordata; Actinopteri; Syngnathiformes; Syngnathidae. Gene Ontology annotation, molecular function: protein binding; guanyl-nucleotide exchange factor activity. Gene Ontology annotation, biological process: activation of GTPase activity. The record is from RefSeq and is a predicted model, not a curated record.
UCUCUACUUUAAAGUGCUAUCAGGGUGAGUACUCACUGUCUAAUUGUACCUUGUUUUUAUUUUAUACCAAACAGGUACUCAAUAGCUCGAUAAAAUGCUACUAGCUUAGCGCACCAUAAACAUGUUUAUGACAUUGAAAUGUAUAUGAAGUACAGCGCGUUCUUCCUUGAAGUGCUCCUUAUCAAUCAGAUCAGUUUCCUAAGCCGCUUAGCGCUGACUUUUGCUUAUGUAAAUCUUUGGCCUUCAGUUCAGGACAAGUGCUUUAUACGGGUACAGGUAUUUACAUGCAGGAGCUUGUCACGCAUGUAGCGGUGUAGGAGGGCUUGAAUCCCACUAGUAAAUAAAUUACUUUUAAUUUAUUGUGGUUUUAUUACUAAAAAAAACUCAGACUGAGUAGUUUUACUUGAUUGUAGUUUUAUUUACCAAGUGUGGGCAAACUUUCUGAUUCGCGGCAACGGGGGUCAAAUAUAAACACAGCUCAUCCCCAGCAAGUUAAAGCCAUGUUGACUUCUCUGACCACCAAAAGAGUACCAUGAGCUACCCAGCAUACCUUGCGGAGGGACUAUAUGCGUGUAUUGUGUGUAGAUAUUUCCUUGUAUGAUAACAUGGUGCAGUAGGUAGGUUACCCAACAUAAUUGGUUUAAAAAAAAAGGAAUGUGGAAAUGUCCGAUGGGCCGGAUUAAGAAGAUUGGCAGGCCUGUUGUGGCACGCGGGCCGCAGUUUGCCCACCUUUUUUUUUUUUUUUUUUUUUUACCCCUUUAUUAUACGAUGGUUACUUGGCUUUAAUCUUGUAUGAUGGUUGUUUUUUAGGCUGGCAGCAGCUUGUCUAAAGUUGAACUAUCUGUCCCGUGCAGUGGCUAUUAUUUACCACUGCAGUGCCAUGUGUCCUGCAGCAGCAUGACCUGGUUGCCAGCGUCAGUCGGUGUUGCUGCAGUGGAUUAGCAUUUCUUUUUAAAGGCGCUCUGGAGUCCAGAGAGAGCGGAGUCCAGUGUUGACGCUGGUGAGAGCUCGGCGAAGAUGCAGCGUAUCUACAUGCACAGCAACGAGCACUUUGACGUGUUCACCACCGUCCUUGCUCCCCAAGGAAUCGAUACAGAGCAGAGGCUGAGAAGAUGGUGGUGGUGCACAGCUACAGUCCCCACUGGCCAGAUGAGCUGGAGCUGACUGCUGGUGACGUCAUUGUGGUCCUGUCCCAACACGAGGAGGGGAGGUGGUUCGGGCGCCUGCAGGACGGCCAGCAGGGCUACUUCCCCGCCUCCUGUGUCGUGGAGUUGGGCCAGGAUAAAAGCGUGAGGAGGAGCACGUCCCUGAGAACCUCGUCCACGGACCAAGACGGGGGCGUACGCCGCAACAGUGCGAGUGGACACAUUCUACAGGCGCUCAGGAGGGGGAGCCGAGGAGGUGGUGGUGCAGGGGAAGCGGGUCUGGAUGGCGGCCAGGAUGGCAGCGAGGCCCCCGUGCCCCCAUCGAGGAGGCCCUCCUACACCCAGCCGCUUCAACACGCCAGUCCCCAGAUGCAGCGCUCCUCCCCAGGCCUCCUGCACAGGAUCUUGUCCCGGUGCCGCAGGAAGAGCGAAUGCCAGGGGGCCACCAACGGGGCCUUUGAGGAAGACUAAGGACUAAGUGGGGGCAUGGGGGGGGGGCUUGUUGGGACGUCUUCACUAUCCAGGUAUUCUUCAACCCCCACCCCCCUGUUAGUCAUGUCAAAAAGUUUCACGGCAACAUUGUGUGACAUCACAAAGGGGGCGUGGCUUCACAACCAAAGCUUGUUUGUUUUCACUUCAAAGCCGUGAUUUAACCCUUAGUUACCCAAUCUAGUCAUUUAGAAUGCCUACUCAAAAUUAUAUUAUCAUAAUUAGGAAUGUCGAUCGGACCGAUAUCGGCAUAAAAAUUCAAUAUCAGAUUAUUUCCCGAUCAUCAAAACGGAUGCUGUAUACAACAAUAUUAUUUUUAUAAACUAUGUCACGGACCAAUCAAGGAGACCCUUGGUUUAGGGUGGCGAAUGUGGACUAAAAAUUAUAUGAAAAACAUAUAUAUAUAUUGUAAAAUAGUCCUAUGUAUACAUCAACAAUGCCAUUGUUUGUGUCACUAUCAAGUUUGUGUGACCGUGCACUGUAAAUAUGUGAAGGCGAGGCCUGUUUGUAUCAUUAAACAACCCACAAGUC